Messenger RNA from Colletotrichum destructivum, 1055 nucleotides. RefSeq lists its product as uncharacterized. The coding region runs from base 1 to 618 and encodes 205 amino acids. Lineage: Eukaryota; Fungi; Ascomycota; Sordariomycetes; Glomerellales; Glomerellaceae. The transcript has a single exon. The record is from RefSeq and is a predicted model, not a curated record.
AUGGAAGCCAGAAUCCCAAGCGGUCUCUUGUCUUGUCUCCCUCCCUCUCCUGACUUUGAUCUAUUGUCCGUCUUUCGAACGAGGGGUCGACCGACAAUCUCACAUCAAUGGCGGGUCGGUUACACGGGGCUGGAAGCGUGCGAUGUUUCCGAAUUGGAUAUUUUUGGGAGUUCCAAGGACGAGAUCUAUACGGAACAGCUUAUCCCGUCCGCACCGACCAAAAAAGGGGGCUGCCGACACGGUCCUGACGGCCGAGAAAGACCCUUGGCUCCGACACGGGCACGGCGGAUACGCCUGGACCAUCUUCAGCUCUCGACAUUCUCCAUACCCCUUGUACAGGCCCGUUGGCUCUCUCUCCAACCUUUGGGGGAUUUUCCGCUCCAUGUGCGAAAACGUCAUUGUCUCCCAACACGCAGUCCUCGACUCACGUUCCAAUGCAAACCUUACGUUACAAGUCUCAUUGUCGAGUGCUACAAAUGCCUUAAUCGGAUGCCUCGUGGCAGGACUCCGCCCCAGGAAGCGGCCAUCAGCUCAUGGACAGCAACCAUCGGCAUUAAAUGGGCGCCAGCAGCGCUUCACCAGACUCAUCAUCAACUAUGCAACCAUCAACCAGUGUGAGUCGUGCUUGGUUGUCUCGUAGAUGAGGCGAGUGUAUCUGUCCGGACUUGGUUAGCGUGUUCGCCGCCCUAUCUCGGGCUCGCCUCAACGAUGACUUUCAUGUACCUCGGUCACAACGAUCUUGUACGUCACUCCCUACUUCAGCACAACAACGUUGUACUUUUACUGUACAAGAGUGAUGAGUGAUGCUGCAUGGUAUUCAACGUAGGACAUGUGGACCAAGGGUUAGACGGUUUGACACGGAGAACAGGGGGCAAUCUACCGUCACAUAGUCGUGUGCUCGACUGAGGUCUGUCUUCUCUACAAGAUACGCCCAGUCUGUGCAAGCAGGCAGCGCCCGUAGCGCCGUGUUAGCACAAAGUCGAAAAUGUUUAAAGUCGACUUCUUCGAAAUUCGAGAGAUAGAUCCAUCCUGAGCUCAACAAAAGUAUAUACUGG